AUGUCAUCGUCAGAGAGGAUAAAGGGCAUCCAAGUCCACCGACCGAUCAUCUACGGUUCUCAUGCUAGGUUAUUGACGGACGAAGAGAAGGCGACAGCACCACCAGGGCACACACACCGCUGGACAGUAUUCCUCACUUCGGCUACUUCCCCACCACCCAACAAAUUACCUUCAGGAGAUAUAGAAAAAGAUGAUAUAGACUACUUGCCUGGAGGAGAGGAUGACCUGAGUUAUCUGAUUAAGAAAGUCACAUUCAAAUUACAUGACACUUAUCCUCAACCCAAUCGAGCAUUCGACAAACCACCUUUCAAAGUGACCGAAACAGGUUGGGGAGAGUUCGUCGUUCAAAUUCGUGUCCAAUUUAUCCCCGAAUCGUCCGAGAAACCAUUAACCCUCAACCAUCCUAUCAAAUUACAUCAUUGGGGAUUACCUAUCAAGGGAUUAGUCGCACCUCCUACAGAAGGUAGAGUAGUUACAGGUACAGGUACAGCCAACACUUCUGUGGUCAAUACUCCUGCGCCUGAGCCAAUACAGGAACCUACACCAGCUGCUACGCCUGUACCGCCGGAGAAGAAGGAUGAUGACAACGAGGAAGUAAAGGAAGAAAUCAUCGUAACGCCUGCACCUGUUGGUGAAUCGUCAAACUCGGUUCAGGAAGGUGAAGGAUCGAUAGUCUUAGAACCCACUCAAACAUCAGAACAAACACACCCAGUAAAUGACGAGAUAAUAGUUCAACAAGAUCUUCAACAACAGCAAACAGCAGCUAUGACAGCUAUCUUACCUGUUCAUUCAUGGCAAUACGAUGAGAUUGUAUUCUCCGAUCCACCUAAGAACUUCUUGGAUAUACUUAAUGACCAUCCUCCAAAGGGUUUACCAAAAAUCAACAGAAGAGCUAAAACUCAAAGGGACGAAUAUGAUCCCGGGUCUACCGGUCAGGAGAAGUCAAAGAAGAAUGGUAGACAGAGCGUAUUGGGAUUAAGAGCCAAUACGGAAUUUCAAUCACCCACCCCAUCUGUCAUCGGUGCAGGUGCACGAAACGAAUUGGUAGGGGGAGAAUUGGGAUCGGCGGACGUACCACUCGAAUUUUCGUUGCAGAUGGAAAGAGCGGAAUUCAACAAGUUGGCUGAGGCGAGGAGGAAGAUUGUUGAUCAAAUGGAUAAAUGGAGAGAAAGACUGAUAGCGCAGGAGAAGGAAUUGGCUAAAUUGAAGCAGGAGGUCAAAGGGAUAUAG
Messenger RNA from Kwoniella mangroviensis CBS 8507, 1230 nucleotides. RefSeq lists its product as uncharacterized. Bases 1 to 1230 code for a protein of 409 amino acids. Gene Ontology annotation, biological process: chromatin remodeling; regulation of transcription by RNA polymerase II. Gene Ontology annotation, molecular function: histone binding. Gene Ontology annotation, cellular component: NuA4 histone acetyltransferase complex. The transcript has 5 exons. The record is from RefSeq and is a predicted model, not a curated record. Lineage: Eukaryota; Fungi; Basidiomycota; Tremellomycetes; Tremellales; Cryptococcaceae.